Messenger RNA from Stegodyphus dumicola, 1657 nucleotides. It is a transcript of the gene POSH, whose product is annotated as SH3 domain containing ring finger posh. Lineage: Eukaryota; Metazoa; Arthropoda; Arachnida; Araneae; Eresidae. The record is from RefSeq and is a predicted model, not a curated record. Gene Ontology annotation, molecular function: metal ion binding; protein binding.
UUCUGAUCAUCUGUGUAAUGCAGAAGUAAAAUAUUGGUCAUAUCUUAUUAACAGAAUGUUAAUAUCUCAAGAAUGUUUUAAAUAGGUGUAUAUUAUACUUUGGAACGUAAUAAAUUUCUCUUCGAAGGAGCAAAAGUGUAUUUGCUUCAUAAUUAAAUUUCAAAUAUAGAGUUUCCUUUUUGAACAGAUCUGAAUUUAGACUUUUAAUGCAUGUGAAAAAUGCUUUGUUCACACCAUCAAGUUAUGGACAUCAGAAAAUUGAAGCAUUUAUUUAACGCUGAUAUUAUGCGGGAUGAAUACUAACUCUUGUACCAUGGUUGAACUUGGUAAAGAUACUGAAAAAUGUGAUAAAAGUGUUAAAUGCUUCACAAUGGAUGAAGCAUUUCUUAAUGAUCUUCUUGAAUGCUCCGUGUGCCUGGAACAACUGGACUGCAAUAGUAAAGUGCUACCGUGUCAACAUACUUUUUGCAAGCGAUGUCUCCAUGAGAUUCUGAAUUCGCACAAAGAGCUGCGAUGCCCAGAAUGCAGAAUUUUAGUAGAUGCAAAAAUUGAGGAACUACCUUGUAAUAUUUUAUUAGUUCGACUCUUAGAAGGCAUAAAAAAUAAUGUGCGCCCUAAGAGAGUUGGUAGUAGUUCAGAUGUUGCCCCACGAAGUGCAGAGUCAUCUUCAGGACAGCAACAAACCCCUCCACAUCCACAAUUACCACAGCCUUUAGGGAAUUUGCCUCGAACUCCAAGUGCAACAGACUUAAGAAUGGUGCCAAAACAGGUACUUCAAGCUUGCCCAUGUGCAAAAGCACUUUAUCCAUAUGAAGCCAAAGUACCUGGUGAUCUCUCAUUCAAAAAAGGCGAUGUAAUAAUUCUUCGGAAGAAAGUGGAUCAAAACUGGUUUUAUGGUGAACUUGGAGGCAAAUCAGGCUUUGUUCCUGCCAGUUUUGUACAAGUUGUUGUACCAAUUCCUACACAUGUGCCACAAUGCAAAGCUUUGUAUGAUUUUCAGAUAAGUAGCAGCGAAGAAAAGGAUUGUCUUACAUUUGGAAAGGGUGAUAUCUUAACAGUUAUUCGAAGAAUUGAUGAUCAUUGGGCAGAAGGGAAGUUACGUGAUAGGAUUGGAAUAUUCCCCAUAUCUUUUGUUGAGAUGAAUGCAGCAGCAAGAGCAGUCAUGAAGUUGUCUUCAAACAGUAUUCAGUCCUCAUCAUCCAGGAUUCUUCCUCCUCUGGCACCCUCCACAGAUUCUCAUUUUGUAACGGCUCAGACUCUUUCAACAACUAGUUCUGGGAAUGCUACACAAAGUCCCCAGUAUCAGGAAUCAGGCUCUGGUGCAAGUAUACCUCAACCUGUUUCAUCUGGAAUUAAUCCUCCUUUUUCAUCAUCAGCUUUCACAUCUCCCAUUCACAACAAUUCUUCUUUAAGUAUGCAACAAAAUACUGGAAUUGCAGCUUAUCCAGGCACCUCAUAUGAUACUCAUCAUGCUAGCAGUUCUCAUCAUAGGCAAACGCAACAGGUUACUAGUGGUGCUAAAGGUGGUUCUGAUGACCAUCAAGGUACUACUGACAAUACGCAUGAAAACUCAGUUAUUGCAAAAUCUAGAUCAACUCCAAGCCCUGGGCCUGUAUUCUCAUCUGUAGCAUCUGUGACACCUCCCUUGGUAUCACAG